UCUGACAGCAGAAAACCUUUGCUUAUUGCCUAAAACUUAUAAAUUAAAUUAAUCGCCCUAAUAAUUAGUUUAGUAAGAUGCAAAAACCUAGAAUCAAAUAUGUUCACAGUGAAAAUUUGAUUAUAGAAAGUAAUAAAAACCCUGCAGUAAUGAAUCGGGCUAGCAUUGUCCAUGAACUGAUAAAAUCGUACGGACUUUUAAAUAUUAUAGAUAUUCUUGUCCCAAAGACAUGUAAACUAGCCGAUUUACGAAGGUUUCAUUCGGAGGAUUACUUAGAAUACCUAAUGAAAGCCUCAAAAGGUGAAAUCGACUCUGAGGAUGAAGGAAGUGUGGAUUUUGGUUCAGGUUUUGAUUGUCCAAUGUGGGAUGGAGUAUUCAAUUAUGCCGCCUGUAUUGCUGGAGCUACAAUGACGGCCUGUGACGAACUCUGCAGAGGUUUGGCUGACAUUGUUAUCAACUGGACCGGUGAAUGGCAUCACGCACAUCGAGAUAAAGCUUCAGGAUAUUGUUACGUCAAUGACAUUGUGUUAGGAAUCUUGGUGCUUAGAAAGAAAUUCGAUAGAAUUCUGUACAUUGAUCUCGACGUUCAUCAUGGUGACGGUGUUCAAGAAGCAUUCGAGACAACUAAACGAGUAUUCACACUAUCUUUCCAUCAGUACGAACCAGGAUUUUACCCUGGAAGUGGUGGUUGCGAGGAUUGUGGAUUUGCUACUGGAAAAGGGUAUGCUGUAAACUUUCCUUUUAAAAGUGGCAUAACCGGUUCUCAAUUUGUUACAUACUUCAAGAGAAUAACCACUUUAAUAAUAAAAACAUAUAAGCCACAAGUAUGUGUUAUACAAUGUGGUGGGGAUGUGAUAGCGGGAGAUCCACUAGGUGGGUCAAAUUUAUACCCCAAGGACUUAAUCGAAUGUAUUCAAAUUGUUAUGCAGCAUAAUUUGCCUUUGAUCUUGCUCGGCGGUGGUGGUUACAACUUUGCCAAUACAAGCCGCUAUUGGACGGAGAUUACAGCUGCAGUCUGCCAACAAGAAUUGAGUGAUGACAUUCCAGAUGAGAACGAUUUUUUUCUAGAAUUUGGACCAGAUUAUACCAUCCAAAUAGAAAAGAGAAGAAUGGAAGAUUUCAAUACCGAAGAAUACUUGGAUGGAUGUGUGAACAAAAUAGAAGAAAAUUUAAAAAAAUAUGAUGUAGGAUCUUUUUGAAAUUAUAUAAAUGUACAAACAUAUUCCUGCUCAGAAGAAUUGUAUAGAAACUUAACUUAUACCGUUAUUCAUUUGCAAUUAAAUAUAUAAAAUAAAAUUGAAAUUAACAUUUAAUAUUAUUAAAAUGUAUGGUGUUUUGUACCUGACUACAUUCAAAGUAAUGAGGAUAAAUUUAUAAAUGUAUGUAAGUACAGUCAA
Molecule: messenger RNA, 1397 nt
Organism: Eupeodes corollae
Lineage: Eukaryota; Metazoa; Arthropoda; Insecta; Diptera; Syrphidae
Product: histone deacetylase 8-like
Exons: 6
Coding region: 78-1199 (373 amino acids)
Molecular function (GO): histone deacetylase activity
Source: RefSeq, a predicted model, not a curated record